Messenger RNA from Ochotona princeps (American pika), 671 nucleotides. RefSeq names its product transmembrane protein 95 (gene TMEM95). The record is from RefSeq and is a predicted model, not a curated record. The transcript has 7 exons. Gene Ontology annotation, biological process: fusion of sperm to egg plasma membrane involved in single fertilization. NCBI's taxonomy places the organism in Eukaryota, Metazoa, Chordata, Mammalia, Lagomorpha, Ochotonidae. Bases 9 to 671 code for a protein of 220 amino acids. Gene Ontology annotation, cellular component: sperm plasma membrane; acrosomal membrane.
ACCCACAAAUGUUCUGGAACACUCCAGAGGCCCCCAAGCAAAGGGCUGGAAGCAGGAGAGGGUUCAGUACGCCCAGGGUGAUGCCUGCUCCCAAUCUCCCCGCAUCCCCAGCAGGCCUCAUGUGGAGACUGGCACUGGCUGGGGUACUCCUGACAGCCACAAAGGCCUGUAUCUUCUGCCGCCUCCAGGACAGAGACUUGUCUGGCCGCCUGGCUCGGCUCAUCAGCCAGAUGGAGCCCCAGUGGAAGGAGUGGGCCUCCCCAGACUUCUCAGCUUUUGCCCUGGAUGAGGUAACCAUGAACAAGGUCACAGAGAAGACUCACAGGGUCCUGCGGGUCAUCGAGAUCAAAAGGUCUCUUUCUCUCCUCCCGCCUUACUGGCAAUGGCUUCAGAAGACUCAAAUCCCCCAAUACAUCUGGGAAGCCCUCUGUGCUCCUGUCUGCCUGCCGCUCCAGCUGUCGCCUACAGGGGGCAGCACAAUCCUGUACAACUGCUCCACCUGCAAGGCUGCUGAGGUGCCCUGCUGGCCCCGCCAUCGCUGCUACCCAGGAAGUCAUGAUCUUUGGGAAGCCAGGAUCCUGCUCCUGUCCGUCUCAGGAGCUGCCUUGUUGAUUGGUUUUGUCAUCCUGCAGGUGGAGUCCCGCCAGCUGCAAGCGGAGGGUGCCUGGUGA